Molecule: messenger RNA, 419 nt
Organism: Cherax quadricarinatus
Lineage: Eukaryota; Metazoa; Arthropoda; Malacostraca; Decapoda; Parastacidae
Source: RefSeq, a predicted model, not a curated record
ACUAUAGUUUACAUUACUGUUAUUUAACAUUUUAUGCAAAUUUUAAAAUAAAUUGCUUGCAUGCACUAAAUUCUAUGUGAUGAACUUAAACUACCAUAUUUCAGUACCUAGGUUGUGUAGAAGUCUUCGAGUCACGAGGAAUGCAGGUGUGCGAAGAAGCUCUUAAGGUACUCAGGAAUUCUCGCCGAAGACCUAUACGAGGCAUGCUUUACGUGUCUGGUGAUGGACUUCGUGUUGUAGAUGAUGAAACUAAGGGACUUAUUGUAGACCAGACGAUAGAGAAAGUGUCGUUUUGCGCACCCGAUAGAAACCACGAAAAAGGAUUCUCAUAUAUAUGUCGAGAUGGAACAACAAGGCGGUGGAUGUGCCAUGGUUUUGUUGCUGUUAAGGAAACGGUAUGUUGAAGCUGAUUUUUAGCU